AUGAUUGUACAUAACAUUAAGGAAGGAGAAUAUGUAGAAGAUAAAGAAAUAUUGGAAAAAUUAAAAGAAAUAGAAAAGAUGGAUGAUUUGUAUAACAAAUAUUUGCAAAAAGUAAAAUAUUGUACAGAAGAUUACAAAGCAUGGAGUUAUUUAAAACAAAAAUUAAAUAUUGAUAAUAAAGAUGAACAAUUGAAAUGUACGGUAUCUUCUAUAGGAUUUAAUCCAAAAUCAUAUGAGUCAUGGUUCCAUAGGUUAUAUAUUUUAAAGAAAUUUAGAUAUAAAAUAGAAGAAAAAGAUUUACUUAAUAUAUUAAUUAAAGCAGAUAAAAGAAAUUUACAUUGCUGGAAUUAUAUUAAUAAUCUAUAUGGUGAUUUUACAUUUAUUCCUAAGGAUGUUACAAAUUAUACUUAUCUUCAUUAUGCAAAUGGGUUUGAUCCCAUUUCAUGUAUUUUUACAGAUUGUUAUGACCAAGGAAUGUGGUUUUACUAUUUUACGUGUCAAGAAAAAGAUUUAUUAAAAGAUGAAUUUUAUGUGAGAUGUUAUAAAAAUGAGAUGGCAAUAAUUUUUAAAAAUUUUUUUCAAGGUGUUAUUAAUGACACUGUAAUCAACAUCCCUGUCAAAUAUAUCAAUAUAAGUGUAAGUGACGAAGUUAAUAUUAAUGGCAUAAAUUAUAAGUUAGAGUUGUAUAGCAAACAUACGGAUAAUUUUAAUGAUAUAAAAGAUAUUGAUAAAGAUUGUAUAUUUAAUUAUAUUUUUAAUUUAGAUGUUAAAUGGAAAUAUAAUAUUACAGAUAAUGUCUGGUCAAAUUAUCUAAAUAAUGUUGAAGAUGAUAAAUAUAAAAUUUAUGUUAUAAAGAAGUAA
Vairimorpha ceranae is the source of this 861-nucleotide messenger RNA. Its product is annotated as protein prenyltransferase subunit alpha. Lineage: Eukaryota; Fungi; Microsporidia; Nosematidae. The record is from RefSeq and is a predicted model, not a curated record. The transcript has a single exon. Bases 1 to 861 code for a protein of 286 amino acids.